Messenger RNA from Haemorhous mexicanus (house finch), 1041 nucleotides. It is a transcript of the gene TMEM220, whose product is annotated as transmembrane protein 220. The transcript is spliced from 6 exons. The coding region runs from base 20 to 499 and encodes 159 amino acids. The record is from RefSeq and is a predicted model, not a curated record. NCBI's taxonomy places the organism in Eukaryota, Metazoa, Chordata, Aves, Passeriformes, Fringillidae.
CCUCUGUCCCGCCCCGGCCAUGGCGGCGCGGCUGUGGCGGCUCUGUAACCUCCUCAUGGCCGCCUUUUUCGGGCUGGCGGCCGCCGUGCAGGUGAACGACCCCGACGCGGGGCUGUGGACGGUUGUCUACUUAGUGCCAGCUGCCCUGACACUGCUUGUCAGCAUCAACCCUUCAAUAACAGACAAUGGUGUUUGGAGGAGCCUCUGUGACCUUCAUUCUGCUGGCUGUGUUGUUGGGACCAUUGCCUUGGCUUGCUCUUUGUUUGCUUAUGCUCAAGGAAACAUUUUUCAUGAGGAGGAAGGCAGAGAAUUGUUUGGUCUGGUGAUUAUUACAAUAUGGAUGAGUCUUUGUCGCAGUUCAGCAAAGAGUCCCCUGGGAGGAGCUCAUUUGGUUGCUGCAGUAGUUGUUGCCCUUUUCCCCUUUGUUUCGUGGCUGUACAUUUAUGUGAACAAAGACAUGCGAGAGUCUUGGCCAACACACUGCAAAACCGUGAUUUAAUUGGGUGGGAGAAAGUCUGCAGUGACUAUGCUGACCUUAUUUGCCUUUGUUUUUGAUGCUUAACAAAAGGUGUGUCAGUUUGAUAGGACCCAAGAAUACCUGGCUGCUUCCAGCAGUGCCAGUUGAGAUUUAGUAAAAUGUUGAGGAACACUGUCCAAUCUGAGUGGGGAAUUUUUCUACAGAAACUGUUCACCUUGCUGCUUCUUACAUUUUCCAAACACCAUUGAUCUAAUGUCUGUUCUGAUGGUAUAUUCAGGAUAUCACUGUAGCCCUGGAUCACUCUCCAAUCACCUCAUAGUUUGAGAACUAUUCUGGGACAAAUAAAGCAAAUACUGUUUUAAUAAAUGACUAUUUACAGCCAUAGGACUUUCAAUAAUGUGCCUAGAUAAUCCCUUUCAGACUUAUGGGAAAAUUGAGCAGUCUAUCUCUGUCCUGUGCUAAAAUCAUAUGUAGAAUAUAUCUGAAAGAAUUAUUUUUGCUAUUAUCUUUAACUGAAAGUCACUGGUUUUACUGAAUAAUAAACAUUAUUUUUUAUAAAAAAA